AUGGCGCCGAGGAAGAAGCCUACAGCUUCUGCGAACAAUGCCGCAACUUCAAGUUCUGGCUCGUCUGCUCACUGGACCGUUGAAGAGACCUCCCGCCUCAUCGAAUAUCUCAUAAUUCAUCGUGCAGAAGGUGGAGAUGGCGUCAAUUUCAAGCAGACAACAUUUACAGGUGCAGCAGAUCAUCUACUGGAGCCACCAGACGGCAUCGCGAAGGAGAAAUAUGUAGCAAAUAAUAGGGAUGGGCUGUCUUGUAAAAACAAGUGGAACUCGUGCAAGAAAAAGCAUGCCGCUAUUGUCGACAUCAAAUCGCAGUCAGGCUUUUCGUGGGAUGACGAGUUGGGUGCGAAUAUUGGUCCAGCUGAUGCUGCACGAUGGACAGCAUUUGCAAAGACACGUCCUGAUACAAAGCCAUUUCGCAACAAAGGCUGGAAACACUUUCAUGAGGUGGACGAGCUCAUGCAUUCGCAACUCUCAUGUGGCACCAACUCCUUUCAUGCUGGUCAAGAAACCUUCGAAUCUGGACAGGCGACUCACGGCGAUAAUCCAACUCACGGCGAUAAUCUGACUCACGGCAAUAAUCUGACUCACGGCAAUAAUCUGGUGGAUGAAGAAAUACCUGAGGAUGUUGCUUUGAAGGAUGAUGGGCCUGUUGACUUGGUGCACGGUGACUUGGUGGAGCAGGUCGCAGGUGUUGAUGGUGGGGUGGCGGUUGACAGAGAACCAUUGGUGGUGGAGGGUGACGAUGACGAUGAAGAUGAUAUCAUUCCCUGGGAAGCAACUCCUCCACCAGUUCCUGUCAAGCGCAAGUUCAUAGCUGCGUCUUCGAUGACUCCAUCACUCACGGCUUCUGGGUCUGGCACCUCUGCUCCAUCAUCAAAACGCCAGCGCGUCAGUGGACCGUCAGCAGCGCUCUAUGCGAUCAACGAUCAAUUUGCUGAGUUCACCGACGUCUUUCGCACAACUUCACAAUCACAAUCCUCAUCUACCAUCACACAGGCACUGGUAGUAUUGUCACCUCAGCGCAAGCAGGCAGCCAUGCGGCGUGCACAGGAGCUAGAGAAGCACCUCGACGAUGAUAGUAUGGCGGCGCUUAUUGAAGCGUUUCAGAUGGAUGUCAGUGCCGCUGAUGCCUAUAUGGUCAUGCUUGAUGACGGACCGAGGAAGUCUUUUGUCAACCGAAAAAUCAAACAUAUUAACUGGCAGGUUCUAUAG
Molecule: messenger RNA, 1212 nt
Organism: Suillus paluster
Lineage: Eukaryota; Fungi; Basidiomycota; Agaricomycetes; Boletales; Suillaceae
Exons: 3
Coding region: 1-1212 (403 amino acids)
Source: RefSeq, a predicted model, not a curated record